Metarhizium album ARSEF 1941 is the source of this 900-nucleotide messenger RNA. RefSeq lists its product as uncharacterized. The record is from RefSeq and is a predicted model, not a curated record. Bases 1 to 900 code for a protein of 299 amino acids. The transcript is spliced from 3 exons. Lineage: Eukaryota; Fungi; Ascomycota; Sordariomycetes; Hypocreales; Clavicipitaceae.
AUGCUUGAUUCCGUCUCCGAAUUGAGAAAGAAGAUUGAGUAUCCAUUUUCGGCGGCACAGGAUGGCACAAUAAACGCAGUCGUUACACUCGCAGCCAUUGAGCACGGAAAGGGAAACUAUGAGUCGAGUGCUAUGCACGUCAGCGGAGUCAAGGAAAUGAUCCGCAUGAGAGGCGGUAUCAGCCAGGUCAAACACACAAGUCCACUUACGGCUCGGAUGGUCUUAUGGGUCUCUAUGCUCGUGACUCGCCAACCUCAAUUUGGCAUCAACGACCAUGUCGAGGGCCACGGCAUAUCCCCCGACUUGCAGUGGCAGCUUGCCUCCGCCAACCUUGACCCGGGCAGCUUCGGAAUAUGCUGCCGAGAAAUCGAUCCUAGCGUGCGGGAUGUGCUUGCUCGUCUCCGCCACAUCUUUCAUCAUGGGAAAGUCACAAUAACAACCGAGCUGCACGACCUGACUUGCUUUGUCAUACACAAGCUGCUCUCGCCGCUAGAGUCCUCAUGCGACGGCAUUCAAGAGUAUAACCAUGCCGUGUCCCUGUCUCUCCGGCAUGCUCUGGUACUGUAUCUGCUCAUCAUCCGCCGCACAACCUAUUACUCGCAUGCUCACAUGGCCGCUUUGCUGGCAAAGCGGCUGAGAGGACACCUCCAAGAUUUACCGCCACAUGAUGGUGGUUUGGACUCGAUGAAAAUCUGGGCCAUCUCCAUGGGAAUGGUGUCCUCACUCGACCUCAUUGAUCGCCAGUUUGCGUCAGAGGCCCGCUCUGCUCGUUCGUCCUCUGGCUUGAGCUGUUGGAACCAUGUGCUGACGCACCUGGAAAGCAUCCUCUGGUUGAACAUACAGCAGGACAAUCUUUUCUUGUCAGGGUGGCAGGAAAUCUUAACAAACACGAACCGAUAA